AUGGACAGCAGGGGUGGUGGAGGUGUGACAAUGAAGUACAAACUUGUGUUAUUUGGGGACGCUGCUGUCGGUAAAACGAGUUUGGUUUUACGAUUUGUUAAAGGAAGUUUCUCCAAUGAACCUCAAGAAGCAACUAUAGGAGUUGCAUUUCAAAGCAGCACAGUUUGUCUUCCUGAAGCAACAGUCAAGUUUGAGAUUUGGGACACAGCAGGAUCUCAGCGGUAUCAAGGUCUUGCACCCAUGUACUACAGAGGGGCACACGCAGCCCUAAUCGUCUUUGACAUCACCGAUGAGGUAUUUUCAAAAUCAGAUAGUAAAUUUUACAAGACAGACACGAAUAACAGUAAGAAAAGGCGCUCCAUAGAGUGCACCUCUCCCCUGUGCCAGGCCGUGUAG
Anneissia japonica is the source of this 396-nucleotide messenger RNA. Its product is annotated as ras-related protein Rab-5A-like. The transcript is spliced from 2 exons. Bases 1 to 396 code for a protein of 131 amino acids. Lineage: Eukaryota; Metazoa; Echinodermata; Crinoidea; Comatulida; Comatulidae. The record is from RefSeq and is a predicted model, not a curated record. Gene Ontology annotation, molecular function: GTPase activity; GTP binding.